Molecule: messenger RNA, 3742 nt
Organism: Gigantopelta aegis
Lineage: Eukaryota; Metazoa; Mollusca; Gastropoda; Neomphalida; Peltospiridae
Product: kyphoscoliosis peptidase-like
Exons: 4
Coding region: 30-2216 (728 amino acids)
Source: RefSeq, a predicted model, not a curated record
UUGGGAUGACACUUGCCUAGCAAACAGUAAUGGGGACUACUGCGUCAAAGAGAAUCAGGCAUUGUCGAAAACAGUCAUUCAAGACCACAGUUUUCAAGAAGAGAAAUGGUUUCAAGUCCCAAAUCCGGCUUGCCAGGAACGGGUUUGUUCCAAGACCACCAGUCAAAGAAGAUUCCUUGUCAAUCACUUCGUUCCAGGGGGAGGAGCCGUAUUUAGCGCCGCCCAGAAAUAAGAAAAAAGAUAUCAUCCCAGACCCUAAAAUGUUUGAUGCUAUUGAUAAGCACGCUUUACAGGCACCAAACAGCGUCCGAACCUCAGUUAAAGAUCUCGCAGUCUACCUAAUGAAACCCGCCACCAGCGACCUGGAAAAACUGAGAGCUUUCUACUGCUGGAUUACCAACAACAUCAGAUAUGACGUGGAGGGAUUUUUUAGCGGCAACCACACACCGAGUGACGCAGCCUCGGUGCUGAGGUAUAAAAUAGCCGUGUGUCAAGGCUACAGCGAACUCUUCUACGCGCUCUGCAAGAUAGCUCGGAUUCCUUGCCAAAUCGUCUCUGGCUUUGCGAAGGCAUUUUCCUACAACCCAGAGAUUCCUUACACCUCGUCUUCUCAGACGAACCACGCCUGGAACAUUGUGGUCGUUAACGGGGAAUGGCGACCAGUGGAAUGCACGUGGGGAGCCGGUUGUCUUGGAGACAAUAACGAGUUCAACUGGAAGUUUAAAGAGUUCUACUUCCUCACAGAUCCCGAGAUGUUCGUGCACGCGCACCUGCCUUUCAUGAAGAGAAACGAGAAGGCCAGCCAAGCGUAUCAGCUCCUGAAACCAGCCGUUUUGCUGCGUGAGUACAACAGAUCCGUCAAACCGCAUUACCACAGUUUGGAGUGGGGGAUAGAGUUCCUCUCCCACAAGGAACACGUCAUCCAGGUGUCCAAAGAACUGGACAUCCAGCUGCAAGGAUUAAGACCGCUGCUGGAGAACGUGACGUGUCACUUCGUCGACAGAUCCACGAAGCAGGACUACAAGAGGUUCACGAUGAUCUUACGGAUGAGCGACGGAGUCUUCAAUAUUCACAUUCGUCCUCAGCAUCCAGGCAAGUAUGACCUCACCAUCUUCGGUAAAGUGGACAGAGAUGCCAAACAGUACAGCCCGAUCGUGGAUUACAUUAUCGUCUGCAACGUGGCCAGUCCUUCGAAGCAUCGCUAUCCUGAACACCAUGCGGCCUGGGGGAUGACCAAGAGGGUUCUGGAGUACGGCUUCACAGACGAUAUUUUGUCAAAAGCUACUUUCUACACGGGUACUGGAGAACUGGAGUUUCUUAUUGGCACUACUAAAUACGUUCCAGUCACCACCGAUCUUGUAUACGCAGAAGAGGAGAUAGAAAACCUAAAAGACUACGUCAUGUGUAGUUACGCAACAAACGCGUUAAAGGUGUGUGUGAAAUUUCCAAAGCCUGGUUUUUAUGCGAUAAAACUCUUUGCCAAAAUGUCGACAGAUUCUAAAUACGAACUCGUCGGGGCUUUGCUAACUGAAAGUAAAACCUCUCCCGCCAGAUGCAAGCCGUUUCCGAGAUACCAUACUGCAUGGGGAGCUCUACCCAAAGCUGUUGAAUAUGGCUUCCACCCAGACAUCUUUUCUUGCAGCACUUUUACUUCGACCGAUGGGGAACUGGCGUUUGACCUGGCGAUUCGUAAAAACAUCCCUGUUACGUGUAGACUGGAGUACGCAGGAAGAGAUACAGAUCUCAAAAGAUAUGUGACAGUAUUAUUCAGCUCAAACUACCUAAGCGUCAAGGCUAGAUUCAACGAUGUUGGUUUCUAUGCCAUAAAGCUCUACGCCAAAAGACAAGAGGGGUUAUCGUACGAUCACGUCGCCUCAUUCUUGGUUAGUAACAAAAGUGUUAAUCCAAAUUGUGCUCCCUUCCCUCACAGUUUUCCCAAAGCGCUGGAGUGUCGAUGUGUGGUCCUAGAACCCUCAAGUGGAGACUUGGCCAUCAACAAGAAAACACUCUUGCGUUGCAUUGCACCCACGAUGAAACGUCUGAUGGUGGCAGACGAAAUCUUUUCAGAGAAAUAUGGCGACAUCUUUGAAAUUUCGAUGAAGCCUGAAUCCCAGGGGGAUUUUAAUAUUUUUGGAAGCACGGAACAUUCGGGAAGCCUUGACGCAUUAUUUAAGUUUCAAGUGGUGCCAAAGAUAUGGAAACUUAAAAAAACGUAACCCGUCAUCCUAAUUCUACUCGUGCGAAAAAACACUGUCGAAGAAAACGGUACAGUUGUGUAGGAUGUCUCACACCAAACCAGUUCACGUAUAUUAUUAUUUUAUAGGCUGUGAAACUUCAAAGCUGUUGUCGAAUUAUUUUAAUUUGUUGGUGGUAGUCAACCUCAGUAUUAGCCAUGUGCGGUAUUGUCAGCAUACCAAUAUAUUAUUAUUCAAAGGUUAAAUAAGACGUUUUACGAUACACUCUGCCUGUACCGAUACACUCGGUAAUAUCCGUAUUUCAUGUUGGCUUCCAGUCAAAAACACUGAUCUCGUGGCUACGACUGGUUGUUUCAACCCAUAGUGCAUAGUUGUUAGAAAAGAAGAAACUGGCUUGACUAAAUAAACUUUUAGAACACAGAGGUUAUCCAUAGUUUUUGUGAUUUAAAUAGCAAGCUUCAACUUACUGUUGAGACUUCUCUAAACAGGCCCGAAGGAACUGGGGAGGCGGUGGAUGUGGCCCACACCUCACUUGAGGAUGAAAAUGUAUGGAGUGUUCUUUCUUGCCCUACUGUAUACAAAGAUAAAACUCUGGCUUGUGCCCUUCCCCCUUCACUAGAGAUUGUGCCCUCCCCCCUCCCCUUCAUGUCGUUCCCACGGGCCUGCUAAAUAAUAUGUAUUGUGAUACAGGGUACCCAUAUCUCGAUAUACAAAAAUUAUCAUUAUACCCAUGACAACUAAUGUCAUCAAAACACUGAAAGACCAAGUCUAAAACUAUUUAUAUCUUUAUUGAUCUUAAUAAAAACUGAAAAUUGAAACAAGGAAAUUAUGCUAAUUAUUACAUGUACAUCAACCAAAUUGUAUUAUAAUACUGUUUUACAAUUACCGUAUGGAUAAAUACAGAUGGAUACACUGGCCAUGCUAACAGAGUUAACUAUCGGCUUCAGUGAUGCAGACGUUUCAAAUUACUGUUAAGGUUCAUAUAGAUUGGAUGCGGCGCGUACCCGCGAUCCAGCUUUAAAAAAUCAGAAUACGUUAGUUUCAAUGAGUGUCCAGACCGGAUGCUUGUGAUGCGUGCUUCUGAAAACGCACGCGGCCAGCCGCAAUGAUAUAAUCAUAUUUGGUGUAUAUGCCUUGACACAAACAUUCUAACCGCACGCACGCGCCGCUUCCAGUCUCUAUGAGCCUUUAGGUACCGGGUUCUUGUCUCGAUACCAGGUACUGAACUUAUAAGACUAGAAACACGAUCAUCUCUAUACAGUUCACCCGUCAGUGAACCCAUUGGGCCAUUUCUCGUUCCAGCUAUUUGGUGUCUAACAUGCGGUUAUUUUAAUGAAUACUGGGGCGGUUCCAGAAUUUUGUAAAGGGGGUCACAAAAUUCUAAAAAGUGUAAUCUGGAGUCGGGGCAUGCUCUCUGGAGAUUUUAGAAAUAAAGAUAGCCAGAGACGUGCUUUCACGGCAAUUUAGUGUUGUAUAUUGUGAAUAAUGAAUUAUUUUUUGUUGUCUUCAAAAAAGGGCAUUUAAAAUUGGAAGGGGGGGGGGGGGGG